UGUAUCGACAUACGAUGUUUCUGCCUUUGCUGUACUGAACGACUAUGAAACGAAAUCUGAGAUAGUAACAUUACAGCCAAACAGCCUUCAGGCCCCAUUCCUUGUCGCUAUACGUGAAGAUAACAUUGUUGAAAAUACUGAGCAGUUUGGAGUACGCGUUACAUCGACUGAUCCACAAGUGAAUGUUGUAAAUGGAAACCUUCAAGUUUCCAUAACGGAUAAUGACAGUAAGUAACUUUAGUAUACAAUAAACUUCGCAUUGUAACUUCUCACUUGAGUCUCCUCCAGUGAGAGGGUAAUAUUCUUUGUCAAAUAUAAUUUUUAAAACGUGUUAUACUACACUCGGUUCUAUAUAGUAUUUUGACGCACUCAUGUCAACGUGUCUGUUGUGAAAAGAAUGGCGAUCAUCAAAUAAUUUUCUAAGGAUUUAUCUAUCAGUUAUAAACACGUGAUGUGUUUCUAUAUUCAUGCAUCUACUUCAAAGACGAGUUAGACUCUAAACAUUUUAUUGUUAAAUACCUGCCACUACCCUUGUAACAUGUGCAUUCAUCCCUCUCAGAAAUUACCUUAACGAUGGAUUCAAAUACGUAUCAAGUCGGAGAAGAUGAUGGAUUUGUAAGUGUUCGAGUGGUUGUGACUGGACAGACAGCUGUUGAUAUCGCAGGAAGGUAUUUUUACUUGUAGUUUACAAACUAUGAUUUAUUGUAAGUUUAGUAACACUAUAUAAUAAAGGAUGGAAGUAACGCACAACCAUUCGGUCUGGUGUAUAAUAAACCAAUAAACCCAUGAUGUUUUGCUCAUAGAAUAAUAGCAACAUAUAAAGUUAAUUACAUUUAAUUUCUUUCCUUUAGUAGAUUAUCAACAAACUCAUUGACAGCUCAGUCACCGAGUGACUAUGGUACUAUUGCUCAGACUAUACUUGUUACCCCAUCUUCAUCAACACCUCUUACAUUCACCAUAACCAUACAAAAUGAUGCAACUAUUGAAUCAAAUGAAUUUUUCCAAGCUGUUCUAUCUACCACGAACACUGAUCAAGUCAAUAUCGGAACACCAUCUUCUAGCUCAAUUACGAUAUUAGAUGACGAUGGUACGUGAAUUCGAUCGUGAUGUUGGGCAAUUGAUCGAUUUGUCUAAGAUAAAAGGGCUGUAUAUGUAUAAUUAUUUUGGAUAAUAAUUUUACGAUAGGAACGAAGUGUAAAAAUGAAUAGAAUAAAAUGCUAAUAGUUGUAUGGACCAAGUUUUGAUAUUCUUCAAACAAUUCUGUUUUAUUUCAGCAUUGUUCAUUUCGUUUGAACAACCAAAUUAUAUUGUAUCAGAAGACGAUGGAACAAUAACCGUUGGUGUGACGGUCACUGGCUCUACUGCUCUUACUUUGGAAUUUGGGUAG
This is a messenger RNA of Paramuricea clavata, 1387 nucleotides long. NCBI's taxonomy places the organism in Eukaryota, Metazoa, Cnidaria, Anthozoa, Malacalcyonacea, Plexauridae. The record is from the annotation of a GenBank genome assembly.